Molecule: messenger RNA, 264 nt
Organism: Cladocopium goreaui
Lineage: Eukaryota; Dinophyceae; Suessiales; Symbiodiniaceae
Source: the annotation of a GenBank genome assembly
AUGGAUUCAGCCACGGCGGCGUCGGUGUACGGCAUGAGAUUCCCCGUCACCGCGCGCUCGCGGGAUGACCCGCGGCUCCUGGGAUGGAGGAUGGUUGAUGGCAAAAGCCAGGCGCUGCAGCAGCGACACCUGGCCGAACUGGAGGCGGAGGGCAGGAAGAUGAAGGAUCAACCGAAGGACACGCCGGGAUCGGGGAUGCUGGCGGCCAUUGCGCACUUUGAUGCGUUGCAAGCAGCAAAGAAGCCUGCGGUAAUCAAGGCGGAG